AUGGGAAUUGCUCCCUUUGGUGGCUGUAGGGCCAGGCAGAGCAUGGCUUUCUUGGCUGUGCCACUUACAAGGACAACACCGCGUCUCCCAUCCUACCAGUUCCCCUUGUGGAGAAUGCCCCGCUUGCAGCUCAUCCCCUCCCACCCAGUUCCCAGCUGGGGGCAGGGGCAUCUUCCUGGGAAGGGGAUAUUUUGGCCUCAGUGGCUUGUAGUGCUGCCUGGUGACAUGCUUGGUCUGGGAGAGAGAUGCUCCAGCACGUUGCUGGGCCAGUGGGGGCCAUCGACCAAGGAUUUGGCAGGAUGAGAGGCAGAAGGGGAAAGGAAAAAGCCACAAGUCAGAUGGGGGAAGUGGCCAAGGGGGAAACAAUGUGGCUCUGACAGUUAUUGCUGUUACUGUGAGCUGUGGCAGGAGGUCCUGCCAACCCACAGGAAGGUGUGAGGCGUUUGCAGAAGGGAAAUGAGGACACAGCCGUUGCCUCAGGAGCAGCUGCACAACCCGGGAGAGCCCAGGGAGGAGCAGAACGCCGUGGGACAGCCAGGGGUGUUAAGGGAGAGACACCACAAAGCACCAUGAACCUGCUCCUGGGCGCUGUGCUGCUUCUUCUGGUGCUGCCUGGUGAGUGAGGGCAAGACAGGCACUCCUGGAGGGGUAGGUUUUCCCAUGGGAAAACGUUGACCUAAAGACCAUGGCAGGGUUUCACUUCAAAACGUGGCCAAGCCAGAAGGGAUCAUCCCCUCCUGGCAUGUGCAGAGGUGAACGGACUUGGGGAGGGCAGUUCCUGCUGGGGGCUAUUUUAAAACCUUGGAGAAGCAGCCCAGGGUCACUUCAGAGAGCCACCCUGUGGGGCUGGACAUGGUGGCUUUGCCUUCACCAGCUCUGAUGGCUGCGCAGUUGCUUUUUGAAGGCCAUGUAACAGUAGGACUGCUCCUUUUGAACCUGGCAGCUGCCGGAUUCUCCUGCCUCCCCUUUCCCCUGUGGACAGGGGGAGGGCUGAUCCUACAUCUUGGGGUUUUCUAUUUCCCCAUAUGCUCUUCCAGACUCUGCCAGGGGACGGGAGAUCUGUGCCGGUGAGUGCUCCCCCCAUCCCUGCCCUCACCCCCGGUGCUCACCCAGUGCCGUGGCACCCAGUGGUCAGCCUGCUGCCCUCCUCCCCAGCCCUGGAGCGAGGUGACAGUCACCACUGGUGCUGCAACAUGACGGUGGGGUUGAAGGAGAUGAGCGGCGGGACCCCCAGCCUCGACUUGCCCCAGCGCUGCCCGGAGCUGAGGCACGACGGCAGCUCUGCUUGUGCCUGUCUGCGGGAGCGCUGGCUCAGGCUGCUGCAGUCGGUGGGGCCAGCACUGCGUAGUGGGCUGGCUGGGUUGAAAGUGCUGCUCCUGAACAUCAGCAGGGCUGUCACCCAUGAUGUCCUCAUCGCUUUUUCCCCCAUGGAGAGUCCCAUGUUGCUGAAUAUGACCGAGAAGGGAAAAACAGGCAAAAUUCAGCUGCCCAAGGAAAUAUUCCACUCCCUGAGCAGCUGGACAGCACGCGUGGUGGUGAUGGUUCUCAACAUCCAGCAGCUUGGCAUGUUUGAGGAGGUCAACCAGAUGGGACAGGUCCUGGAUAACACUGUGGUGGGCAUCACAGUGGGAGAGAAGAGCAUUUCCGGGCUGCGAGACCCCAUGAAGCUCACCUUUGCCCACAGGCAGCUGCCCUAUGGCAUCACCCCGCAGUGUGUCUUCUGGGAUCCCAGCAAAGGGCAGGCAGGAGGCUGGAGCAGCAGUGGAUGUCUCACACAGCCUCGGGACAAUGGGACAGUCUGCUCCUGCAACCAUCUCACCUUCUUCACCCUUCUCCUGCAGAACCCAACUCUGGACAAGUCCACGGCACAAGCCUUGAUGACUGUUGCCACUGCUGGCUGUGCUGUAGCCAUGGCUUUCUCCAUUUUCACCAUUGCCUUCUGCAUCUUCUUAAGGUGCAGGUUCAGGUCUGAGGAGACCCUUCGCACCAACCUGGGCCUGCACAUGAACCUCGUAAGCAGCCUGUUCCUCCUCAAUCUGGCCUUCCUGCUCAACAGUGGAAUCUCUGGUGGGACCCAGCCAGGAACCUGCAAGGUCCUGGGGGGGCUCACCCACUAUUGCCUGCUCUGCUGCUUCACCUGGAUGGCACUGGAGGGCUGUCACCUCUACCUCCUCUUUGUCAAGGUCCUCGGCACCUACAUCCACCACUACUUGAUGAAGUUGUGCCUGGUCGGCUGGGGCUUCCCUGCUUUCAUAGUCGGGGUGGCAGGAGUCAUCGGCAGCUACGGAGAAUACAGUAUCCAGACUGCGGACCAGCAGGUCAUAGCCCGCCUGUGCGUGCACCACCACCCACAGGGCUUAGGUGGCCCUUAUAGCAAGGGGAGCGGUAACCCAUUGCUGCUGGGGUCACAGCAGCAGGGGGUGUGUCCAUCUGGCUUGGAUUUAUGCUGCUGUUCCACUUCCCUAAUUAUGAUUACAACACAGCAGCUUUCUACAGCUGUGGUAACCACCACCUCCACCUCUCCUGCCAAGCCUACGUGGUCAUGCCCACAGGACUCCAGGUCAUGGAGGGACAUUCAAGCUCCAUCUGGAGCUUCCCCAGGCUCCCUCCCAGCUGAACAAUAUGAGGGCAGUAGGUCUACACUGCUGUCCCCCCCUGCUUCACUCUUGCCUUGGAAAACAGCACAAGGGUGUCCCUGCAUCCCUAAGCACUUUUCCCUGGGGAGGCUCACAAGGUUGCUGCUGGGGCUAGCAGAGGCACUGGAGACACCGUGGUUGCCUUUUUUCAGGUGCUGGAUCACUUCCAAAUAUAUCCUGGUCCACUACAUCACCAACUGCAGCUACUUCAGCCUCAUUUUCCUCUUCAACAUGGCUGUCUUUGGGGUGGUGACCCAGAAGAGCUGCUUCCUGCAAGGCACAGGAGUCGUGCAGGGGGACCACAAGGCCUGGAAGACGGCCAUGGUGGCAAUGGGGCUCUUCUCCCUGCUGGGAGCCACCUGGGCUCUGGCAUUCCUCACCUAUGGCACCUCCUCGGCAUCUGUGCUCUACCUCUUCACCAUCUUCAACUCUCUCCAAGGAAUCUUCAUAUUCAUCUGGCUGGUCGCCCUCUACUACCCCAAGACAAAGGAGACCACUAGCUUCCUCUCCCACAUCAUCAAACAUGAAAAAACCACCACAGUUUCCCAGGACUAGCCGUGGCUAGACCUCCCUCCUUGCCUGUGUGUGCACCUGCUGUGAGCAAGUUUCGGUCCUGAUGGAUGCAGCUUCCUGACAGAGGAUGAGGAAUUAGUUUACCGUGCCUCAGUUUACCCUUCAGAUGGCAUGAUCCACCUUAGCAGGGUUCUUUGCUUCAGCCGUUUCUUUCCUUGUGGCCUACCUUGGGGAUGGAGCUUUGGAGACUUUCCUUGUGCCAAAAUCCCUCCAGGCUGCAGCUUCCCCAUGGUCUCGAAAUGCCCUGAUCUCAUUCCCCAGAGGCUCUUGUUGUGUUGAGGAGGGAGCCCAUGAAUUGCCCGCCUUCAAGGUGGAGCCGUCCUCCUCUUCACUUGGGAUGGGCUUUGGUGCUGGACCAGCCCAGUGGUGAAUUUUCCUGCUGUAGGAGACAAGAAGAUUGACUUGCUCCAGCCCAGGCUCAGGAGGUUCAGGUCUGGGUUUUAGCGAACAGGGAGAAAUCCCAUGACCUUCUUUGCAAUACAACCUCUCCAAAUGGAUCCGGGCUGAGCUGUUUGGGCAGUGAUCUGCUCUACAUCCCUCCUGCAAAGCACCCUCUGGGGCCAGCAGCAAUUUCUGUGAGGACACUGCGCUUCAGCCCAACGUGCACACACAGCUGCCUCGAAGGGAAAACACUCAUCUUUUCCCUACCUGUGUUUUCGUAUUAAAUCUCUACCAUCUGUCUGAGCGCUAUGGGAUUUGUCUUUGAUGUUUACAAUAUUGUUCAUUAUUCGCUUUAUAUUAAGGA
Molecule: messenger RNA, 3954 nt
Organism: Cuculus canorus (common cuckoo)
Lineage: Eukaryota; Metazoa; Chordata; Aves; Cuculiformes; Cuculidae
Gene: ADGRG3
Product: adhesion G protein-coupled receptor G3
Exons: 10
Coding region: 1026-3191 (721 amino acids)
Biological process (GO): adenylate cyclase-activating G protein-coupled receptor signaling pathway; cell surface receptor signaling pathway
Cellular component (GO): membrane
Molecular function (GO): G protein-coupled receptor activity
Source: RefSeq, a predicted model, not a curated record